GAACUUGUAACCGAGCCCCAGUGGGUAGGGAGUUCUACUUACCUCAUAAACCCGUGAUACGUGAAGCUGCACAAACAACGAAAAUCCGUGUAGUUUACGAUGCAUCCGCUCGAGCGACUCCAAGUGCUCCAUCCUUGAAUGAUUGCCUUUACCCAGGCCCGCCGUUACAGAAUAAGCUUUGGAGCGUAUUGGUUCAUCAUCGUUCAUUUCCAGUUGCACUUUGUGGCGAUAUAGAAAAGGCAUUCCUCCAGAUCCGAAUAAAAGAACAAGAAAGAGAUGCCUUACGGUUUCACUGGAAGAGUGACAGUCAACCUGAACCCUUGACAUAUAGAUUCACAAGAGUCGUCUUCGGCCUAACUUGCUCCCCAUUUCUGCUUGGGGGAGUGCUAGAGCAUCACCUAGAAACUUGGAAAACAAAGAUGCCAGAUAUCGUUGAGGAACUGAAGAAAUCUAUGUAUGUCGACGAUCUGCUUAGUGGGGGACAAACAGUAGACAAAGCCAAGGAAAGGAAAAGGAAAUCAAUCGAUGUAUUCAACGACGCCAAUUUCAAUUUACAUAAGUGGAACUCAAAUGCCCAUGAGCUUGAAGCAGAUGAAGAAGAAAAGGAUGAUGAAGAAGAAACUUUAGCAAAACAACAACUUGGAACUAAAUCUGGAGAAUCUAAAGUGCUGGGACUGUUAUGGAAAAAGAAAAGUGACGAGAUUUCCAUAGUGAUCCCAUCAGAGAAAUCGGCAAAAACGAAACGUGAAGUACUGAGUAGAUUGGCUCAGGUUUAUGACCCUUUGGGAAUUACAUCACCCUUAAUUCUAGAGGGAAAGAUAAUUUAUCGUGAUAUCUGUAAGGAGAAGCUCUUGUGGGAUGUACGGCUAAGCCAUUCUUUGAAGUAUCGAUGGGACUGCUGGGAGAGCAAUCUUCCGUGUGAAGUAAGUGUUCCGCGAUCAUUAGCUGGGUUCCGAGAACCAAUCAAGUCUUUAGAGCUGCACGCAUUCGGGGAUGCUAGCACACAAGGUGUAGGAGCUGCAGUGUACUCAGUUAUUCAUCAAGAAUCGGGAACUACUCAAAUUCUAGUUGCUGGUAAAAGUCGUCUGGCAAAAGAGGACCUAACUGUUCCACGGCUAGAACUUGUGUCAGCCCACAUGGCAGCGAACCUUCUUGUGAAUGUGCGAAACGCUUUGGAUCAUUUGUCACGGCCGCAAAGUUUUGCAUGGCUAGACAGCACUGUCGCCUUGCAUUGGAUACUUGGACGGGGCCAGUAUAAGCAGUUUGUCUCAAACCGUGUCCGUAAGAUACACCAACAUCCUGAAAUAAAAUGGCGAUAUGUACCCACAUCCGAAAAUCCUGCAGAUUUGGCCAGCAGGGGGUGGGAAAUUAAAUCAGACGUGGCUCUACGGUCCAGAAUGGUUAUCUGA
This is a messenger RNA of Xenia sp. Carnegie-2017, 1409 nucleotides long. RefSeq lists its product as uncharacterized. The coding region runs from base 420 to 1409 and encodes 329 amino acids. The record is from RefSeq and is a predicted model, not a curated record. The transcript has a single exon. NCBI's taxonomy places the organism in Eukaryota, Metazoa, Cnidaria, Anthozoa, Malacalcyonacea, Xeniidae.